UGAAAUGCACCGGGCACUGGUGGCCACACAGAUCCCCAGGGCGUGGGCCCGUGUAGGAUUCGGGGGGUCCCCAAACGACGACACCGAAGCUCUGGCGGACGGUUCCCAGGAAUUUGCCUGGGGCAGUCGGCGGGGUGGCCGGGCCAGCGCCAGGCGGCGGUUUCGGGAUGACUUGGUGCAGGACAGUUUGAGUGUGUUCCAUAGUUCUGGAAGGUCUGAGUUUCCUUGGCUUCUCAAGAUCUCAGUGUUACUCUUAGGACUUGGCAUUGUUGUAUUUCUACUCAGAAGUGUGGAGUUCAGUAGCCCCAAGCCAGAGCUCCCUCAUUCUGCUCUGCCCGACCAGAUCCCGAAGCUUCUACCUGAGGAACGACUCAAGAACCUCUUUACCUACGAAGGAAUCUGGCUCUUCCCGAAAAACCAGUGCAAAUGCGAUGCUACCUCACAGCCGGGAAGCUACAACUUUCAGGAUGCCUAUGACCAGACUGAGCUCCCAGCGGUGAAAGCAAGGAGACAGGCUGAAUUUGAACACUUCCAGAGGAGAGAAGGGUUGCCCCAUCCACCGCCGCUGCUGGCUCAGCCCAACCUCCCCUUUGGAUACCCAGUCCAUGGGGUAGAGGUGAUACCCCUGCAUACAGUUCCCAUUCCAGGUCUCCAGUUUGAAGGACCAGAGGCCCCCAUCUAUGAGGUCACCCUGACCGCUUCUCUGGGGACACUGAACACCCUCGCUGACAUCCCAGACAGUGUGGUCCAGGGCAGAGGCCAGAAGAGGCUGACCAUUUCGACCAGUGACCGGAAGCUUUUGAAUUUCAUCCUCCAGCACGUGACUUAUACCAGCACGGUGUACCAGCACCGCAGGGUGGAUGUGGUGAGUCUGGAGUUCGAGUCCUCGGUGGUCCAGUUUCCAGUGACCAUCCGCUAUCCUGUCAUCCCCAAGUUAUACGACCCCGGACCAGAGAGGAAGCUCAGAGACCUGGUGACCGUUGCCACCAAAACCUUCCUCCGUCCCCACAAGCUCAUGACCAUGCUCCGGAGCCUUCGUGAGUACUACCCAGACUUGACAGUGAUCGUGGCCGAUGACAGCAAGGAGCCUCUGAAGAUUAAUGACAACCAUGUGGAGUAUUACCCCAUGCCCUUCGGGAAGGGCUGGUUUGCUGGUAGGAACCUGGCCAUCUCUCAGGUCACCACCAAAUACGUUCUCUGGGUGGACGACGAUUUCCUCUUCAACAACGACACCAAGAUUGAGGUGCUGGUGGAUGUCCUCGAGAAAACAGAAUUGGACGUGGUAGGUGGCAGUGUACUUGGAAAUGUGUUCCAGUUUAAGCUGUUGCUGGAGAAGAGUCAGAAUGGGGACUGUCUUCACCGGAGGCCAGGCUCUUUCAGAACCCUGGAUGGUUUCCCCCGCUGUGUGGUGACCAGUGGCGUUGUCAACUUCUUCCUGGCCCACACGGAGCGACUCCAGAGAGUUGGCUUCGACCCCCGCCUACAGCGGGUGGCUCACUCAGAGUUCUUUAUCGACGGGCUCGGGAGCUUGCUCGUGGGGUCAUGUCCGGAAGUGAUCAUAGGUCACCAGGCCCGGUCUCCGGUGGCCGACCCAGAGCUGGCCGCACUGGAGAAGACCUACAGCGCAUUUCGGACCAACACCAAGGAACAGGUCCAGUUCAAGCUGGCACUCCACUACUUCAAGAACCAUCUCCUGUGCUCUUCCUGAAGGCGCCUGGGCAUCAGAAAAGCUCUAGGCUUACUGGGGUUGGGUACCUAAGACAGUGGAACUGGGGGUGGGUACCUAAGACAGUGGAACUGGGGGUGGGCCACCUGAUGAGAUGAAGGAGGACAAGCUAGUGGGUGGGGCAGAGGGUGGGGCUCAGUUACUACAAAUACCCACCAGAGGCUCAUUAGAAAUGGACUAGUCCUGGGGCCACUGGGUGGCUCAGUGGGUUAAAGCCUCUGCCUUCGGCUCACGUCAUGAUCCCAGGAUCCUGGGAUCGAGC
Molecule: messenger RNA, 1988 nt
Organism: Mustela erminea (ermine)
Lineage: Eukaryota; Metazoa; Chordata; Mammalia; Carnivora; Mustelidae
Gene: B4GALNT2
Product: beta-1,4-N-acetyl-galactosaminyltransferase 2
Exons: 14
Coding region: 5-1708 (567 amino acids)
Biological process (GO): UDP-N-acetylglucosamine metabolic process; UDP-N-acetylgalactosamine metabolic process
Cellular component (GO): Golgi membrane
Molecular function (GO): hexosyltransferase activity
Source: RefSeq, a predicted model, not a curated record